This is a messenger RNA of Drosophila rhopaloa, 1449 nucleotides long. Its product is annotated as U2 small nuclear ribonucleoprotein auxiliary factor 35 kDa subunit-related protein 2. Gene Ontology annotation, cellular component: U2AF complex; spliceosomal complex. Gene Ontology annotation, molecular function: pre-mRNA 3'-splice site binding; metal ion binding. The transcript is spliced from 5 exons. The coding region runs from base 37 to 1431 and encodes 464 amino acids. The record is from RefSeq and is a predicted model, not a curated record. Gene Ontology annotation, biological process: mRNA splicing, via spliceosome. Lineage: Eukaryota; Metazoa; Arthropoda; Insecta; Diptera; Drosophilidae.
CUGCUCGCCGAAAUCCAAUGUUUUGAUUCUGCAACAAUGCCGGGAAAAAGAACGAGGAGGAAACUGGUCAAGAAGCAGCAGAGGAAGCGGCGGCGCCAGAAACAAGCAAAAGAACGCGACAGAUUGGAGGAGAUGGAGGAAAGCCUGAGGCUUUUGCAGCCUGAUUACCAGAAAUGGCUGCAGAAACAGCAGGAAAUGGAGGAGUUUCAGCGCCUGGUUGCCGAACGGGAGCACCAGGAAGCGAAGGAGUCCUGGCUGCGACGCGAGGCCAUUGUCCAGCGACAGUUCCGAAUGGACGAGGCCAAAAGACGGCAAGCGCAGGAAGAACUGGAGCGGCUGCAGCAGGAACAGGCCAAGGAGCGGGCGGAACGGGAGGAAAUUAAAAGAAAGCAGCGCGAGGAGGAACUUCUAAAAUCCGCCAAGGCUGCCGCCGAAUUUGAUGCCACAAUGGAAAGUAUGGCAGAGUACCUGAACAACCCACGAGUGGAGAAGCCUCCAAAUCACCUGCUCCGCGUGAUGGAAACCCAUCCGGAGGAAAGACCCUGCGAAUUCUUUACCCGUACCAACUGCUGUCGUUACGGUCUUACCUGCACCUUCAACCACCGACGACCCAUGCUGGCGAGGAUCCUCCUCAUCCGGCACUUCUUCAACCACUCCAUGCUGCAGGAACGACGGGCGCACGCAGAGUACGCCUCGGCGGAGGAACACUUGGAGCUGACCGAACAGGAUCUGCGCAGCGAUUACGAUGAGUUUUUCGACGACGCCGUCGAGGAACUGGAAAAGUUUGGCACCAUCGUUAACUUCCGAACUGUGCGCAAUACGCUGGAACAUCUGAGGGGAAAUGUCUUUGUGGAAUACACAAACGAACGAUCAGCUCUUCGCGCUUUUACCAGUCUCCAGGGUAGAUUCUAUGCAUCCAAGCGCCUGAGCGUAGAGUUCUCCAACCUGAAAACCUGGCGUGGCGCAGUCUGCGGUUUGUCCUUAACACGUAAAUGUCCCAAAGGUAACGGCUGCGGCUAUCUGCACUUGUUUCGAAAUCCGAACAACCUUUUCAACACGGAACUGGAGUACACAACGGGUUCAAGAAGUGAACGACAAUCUACUCAAACUCCCUCGGCGAAAACGCCCAGUUGGGAUGACCAAAAUGAGCAUAGCAGAAACUGGCGGUGGUCAGAGAGCCCUGAAAUGGAGCUGGAAAACUCCAAAGACCUGGGCAACAGCAUUAAAAACUCUAGGAAAAGACAAGAUCUCAGUGAUUCCCAUCAGUCGGAGUAUAAUUCCAGAUCAAGAAGUGAUAAAUGGUCAUCCCGAUCGAAUCGUGGUAAACGCUUUAAAAGAGAUCACAGUUCCUCAGGAUCAUACCAUGAUAAUCACAGAUCAAGAAGUGGAAGCCAUUCCAAAUCCAAUCAUCACCAUCAAAACCAUUGUUAAUAAAAGCCAAAGUAUUCA